AUCUCUUACUCUUACUUUCUUGACCUGCUUGUACAACUGCUGUCAUAACGACGACGGUCACCAUGCCACCCAUAGAUCCGGAAGGGAAGAUACCAUGUCCCACCCCGCACAACCUACAAGCCGAACUCGAUGCCCUCGCAGCUGUCUUGGACCUGGGCGAGAAAGAAGAUACCUGGGAGAAGAUGGAACGUGCCAUCAUACGUUUCGCCUGUGUGACCCGUGGUGGAGGAUACAAACACCUCACCGUCUUCGUCGAUGGAUUAGGAAGGAAAGGUCUCGGUCUCAAACUCGCCGCUUGUAUGCUAUCAGAUCGAGGCAGAUUAUCAGGAGUAUCCACAGAUCUCUUACAAACCCUCGCACCUAGGCUCGCCACCGCCUUCGCCCCUCUGGUCACCCUCUACCUCGAACCUCUGAGACAACUCCUCGGAAGACCCAAUAAAGUAUUUCUCAAACGUGCCGAGAAAUGUCUCGCCACCGUCAUUUCUCAUUGUCCACUUCCGUCCAUUCUCCCGGAGCUAUUCCGAGGUCUUGCCGAUGAAGCCGCCACUUGUCGUCGAGGAUGUGCCAGUGGGAUAGAACGGGCGAUGACGGAAUGGGACAAUGAUCUUUUUGGGGGGAAAUCGCUCACAAUCCUGGAAGAUGCAGUGAAGAGGAUGGCAACGGACAAAGAUCCAGAAGUACGACAAAUAGGAAAAAGAGUAUGGGCGUUGUACACUGCUUCAUGGCCUGACAGGGCUGAUGACUUCUCGGCUCCAUUAACCCCAACCGUCAGACGAUAUCUCGGUAUACCUGCAGCUGGAGCAGGUGCCAUUCCUAGUAAGGCAAAGAUCCCUCCCGCCGCCAGAGGACCAGCUUUGAACAAGUCUCUCCCACUAGGGGCAUCAGCCAGCUCAGUCACUGCCCCUCUACCCGCAAGUCGACCUCAACCACAACGUGUCCAAGCUUUAGCUGCAAAGCCCAUUCGGACCAAACAGCCUGCUACUACCAACCCUGAUGUCCAAGCGCACCCACCUCUGGUGGGUCCCUCCAGGAGACCUCUGGAUCGACGACCCGAACCGGUGACUUCCUCCUCGGCACCAUCCAUCGCAACCUUGACCCAUCCAGCUCGUAGCACAGUGGAAGUCACCUCCAGUCCUACUCGAGCUGAUCCGCUUUCCUUCAAAUCCCACGGUCGAUCAAUCUCCCAUACCAUCUUACAACAGUCAGCAUCAGCAAACACGUCUCCUGCUCGCGACCCUGCGUCGCUUGUCUCCUACCCCUUGGCCGGUCCUGCACGUCCACCUCUUGUGACUUCGGCUUCCUGCAUCACCCUGGGAUCAUCUUCCAGUCCGGACGUCCCUCUCCCUCCUAGACGCUUUGCCCCACCCGCGAGGAUCCUCCGUCCUAUGCCGACCGAAGAAGAAGGCUACACGGAAACUCCAGACGGAAUGUUGAUCACCCCCAGCGGUGCGACCGUCUUGCGAAAUCCUCAACGACCACAGCAACAAGAACGCUGGGUUGGUCUGGGCAAGCGCCCAUUGGGUCAUGCGCAACGAAGGGUGGCAACUGCACCAGGCACCGUGGGCGACGUGGUCGUGGUGGACGUGGCUUCAAUGGCCAAAACACCUGGGCUGGGAAAUAGAGUGCUUUCGAGGAGAGAGAAAGCUCUUCAGGAGAUUGAGGUGGAUGAAGGAAAGAUGCUCAUUGCGUCUCCUGUAAGGCUAGCAGUGGAAAUACCCCUCCCAUCUUCGCCGUUACUGGUAUCUACCAUCAACUUGCCGCCAAAGACGACAAAUGAAGUCCCGAGUCAGCAAAGCGACGAGGUCACUCUAGUUGCCUCCCAUCCCUCUCCUACGACCGACGCUGACAGAGUAUCCGCACAGAAUGUAGACAUCGCUUCGUCUACAGUCACCUUCCCCGACACAUAUUUCAACAAAGUAAUCGCGAUUCCACCAGCUGACUCAACUAUCCAAAAUGAUCCUGACUUGGCUGUCGAACAAGCAACUCAUGGGGGUGAAGCGCAUGUCAAGACGAAGCCCGUAGAAGCGACUUUAAUGCCUUCAGCCGAUCCCCCUUCCCUCGCUUCGAGUACAUCAACAAAGGUCUCUUCGAAAUUGGCAGAAGUCAAAUCCGAGCCCAACAGAUCAGCUGCCCCUAGUAAACCUCAGGUUUCCAAGACGACUCAUGGGACAAAUACCAAAACGAUGACCAUCGAACGUAAAACCUUCAAACCUACAUCUCAAAGCUCAUCGAAAUCCACCAACCCUCCGCCUCCUCCUUCCCGAGCUGCUCCAGUAGCGACGUUAAAACCCCUGUCUUCCAAACUCUCUUCAUCCACAUCUUCUACCAAGCCUUCCUUACCUACUAUAUCAUCUGUGCAGGUCAUAAAAUCCAAUCAACAACAAACGUCAAUUCUCAAAACCUCCACAUCGGCACCAAUCAAGCCCCUUGAGAAGACAAGACCUCCUCAUAGUCUGACCGCACCAACGAAAGCAUCUCAACAACGGGCCGCAGCGGCCACUCAUAGAUUACCUCCAUCUGCCGUCCCGAAAGCACCCAUUCCCGCGAAAGAGGUGGGUGAGAGGAAAGAGAAGAUCCGGUUGAAAGCUCCUUUACCAAGUUUCAGACCGCAAAGAGGAACGGCAUUCUCGAAGACUGCAGGGGCGAGAUCGAUCUCUUCCUCCACGUCUGGUGGGGUGAAACCGGAGAGUGUACCAUUACCUUCCAGUCCGAUUGUCAAAUCAUCUGAACUCAAGACUAGUCCGAAGACAACAUUCAAAAGUCUAUCUUCCAGUCCACUUGCCAAAUCAGUGGAUCUACCUUCCAUUCCAAUGAUCGACCAAGCUUCACCUACGGCUCCCUUGCAUAUUCCUCUCCCAUUGAGUCCACAAGAUACAACGCGUCAGGCCCAUCCGAUAAAAAGUCCCUUGUCCCGUCUGACCAAUCCUACGUUGAGCGGUCGAAGGUCUUUAGGUCACAUGGGAUCAAUAGAACAGAGUAUAGAAUCCGUCCCAUCUUCUCUUUCCAGACCAAGGGUGAGGAGAGAGUCUUUCCCUCCUCCACAAGUGACGAACGACGUGGCGUCUUUCUCUUCCCCUCAAAGACAUAGAAUAGUGGACAUCGAUUCUCCCAGCGCAAGUAGGCGACAUAUCGGUAACCUCACUUUGUCAACAGGCAAAAUCGGUCUAUCACUUGGUGGUUCGCCCAAAGGAAGCCCAAGCUUGGUAGAUGGAUCGGCAGCGAACGUAUCACCGAGUUGGAAAGGACGCGAGAGUAUAGGUCAACGUCUGGAAAUGCGUAAAAGGAUAAGUAUGGGAGAUGGAAUCGUAACACGGGGAAUGAUGGGGGAACAUACGGGAAGAGUGAGGGUGAAGGUUUUGUCGGAGAUUGAUAGAGAGGAACUUGACGCUUCCGGAAUGUCGAAAGAAAUGGAUGGGGACCAGGACUCGAUGGUGGCGGUGGAUACUCCACGUGUCCAGAUUGAAGACAAUCAACUUGUUGCACUUUCGAACGGAUCUGAAUACAAGGGAGUCAUUGCCUCCGAAUUGCUAGAGGCAGGAGUCGCCCAAACCCCUACUCAGGUGAUAGAAGCGGGCGAGUCCAUUGAAGUUAAGGAGAAGGACUUGAUCGAGUUUUCAGCACCUACCCGUAAUCAUUUGGCAAACUCAGAGCAACACAUCGCCGUGUCUUCUCCAGAGGAAGCCAUCUCAGAUUCAAACUCGGUGAUCAGAUCCGUCUCCUCUCAGCCCGAUUUCGACACAGACUUUGAGGCCUACGAAACAAACCCUGUCUCUCCCACAGAAGUCACUGGUAUUGUGAAUACGAACCUCUUACCUCUAUCACCACCUGCCAAACUCUUCCACUCCGACAACCUCUUACUCAACGAAGACAUCCCUAUCCCAAUCGUCAAGACCGAGAUAACGUUCCCUAUGCUCAAAUCUGACUCGACGUUUCCGAACAAAAUCAUCGAAGGGAAUCAUCAGACACCGAUAAAAGUGGAUGCGGUGGGAAAAGGAACUACACCUAGAGUAGUGUUGAUGGUUCGGGAUGCGAAUUCUUUAGGACCGAUAGGGUUGAAUGUUGGUGUGGAGAGGGAUUGAGGUUUCAGAGAUUCUCGUGGUCCAUCCUCUCAAAACUUUCCUAGCAAUUCGGUCUGCGCCGUUCUGAUGACAAGCAUAUCGCACUUUUCCGACCAUACUAGGCUUCAAACACUGGUCAAUCUCCUGGUGGUCACUGCUUAUCUAGAUUCUUGCCUGUAUCGCUAUCACCGAUAUCUAGGGUCGGUCCCUCGAUUAACGCAUGAUCAUCAAACCUCUCGUCGUCAUCUUCUCCUGAGCGGUCUCGAAUGCUGCCCACCGCGCUCGCUUACGAUAUUGAUAGGGACCUCGUACCUAGUUGGUGUCCAUGCUGAAAAGAGGAUGGAUCGUCUGGGGUAUGCGUGAUACAGACAAAUGCUCUAGGUCAAGCCCACGGUCCAUCGGCACAUCGAUACAUCAGCUCGCUACAACCCCAAAAUGCCAAAUUGUCGUCAAACUUAUACUCGUCGGACGUGAAAGAGAUAAAAAUCAUCCGACCUCAUCCUCCAAAUUCUCCUCUCAUAGAUUUCAUGAUCGGUAAGCUAUGCAUCGCAUUUACGAAAUC
This is a messenger RNA of Tremella mesenterica DSM 1558, 4620 nucleotides long. RefSeq lists its product as uncharacterized. The record is from RefSeq and is a predicted model, not a curated record. Gene Ontology annotation, molecular function: microtubule binding. Gene Ontology annotation, biological process: mitotic spindle assembly. The transcript is spliced from 4 exons. Gene Ontology annotation, cellular component: mitotic spindle midzone; mitotic spindle; spindle microtubule. Bases 63 to 4079 code for a protein of 1338 amino acids. Lineage: Eukaryota; Fungi; Basidiomycota; Tremellomycetes; Tremellales; Tremellaceae.